Molecule: messenger RNA, 2397 nt
Organism: Zymoseptoria tritici IPO323
Lineage: Eukaryota; Fungi; Ascomycota; Dothideomycetes; Mycosphaerellales; Mycosphaerellaceae
Exons: 1
Coding region: 73-2256 (727 amino acids)
Source: RefSeq, a predicted model, not a curated record
CCAGUCGCUUGGGUCGCCGGUCAACAGCCCAAGGUGCCGUACGAUAUUGACGGGCUGAAAAAUGGCCGGCCAAUGCAAGAGUUGUGGAAUAACGACGGUGGGAACUGCUACAUCCAUCUCUUUCCCAAGGCCUCGAACAAGGGCGCAUCUUUCAAGGUGGACCCGGCCAUCUUUGCUUCUUCCGCGACAUUGACGAAACUGGCCUACGGUGAUAUCUACAGCGAUGUUGCUUCAAACACUGGAGACCGCAGAGAUCCCAAUCUCUCCGUGAAAGACCUAGCGACGCCUCCCAUCAGCCCUCGACGUGACACUCCGAACGGCAGCUCUACAUCUUCUCACGACUCUCAUGGUCGUUACUCGGACUUCUCAACGACUGUCCAAGAGACGCAUCUCUAUGUCCCGGUGAAGUUGGGCGGUUCGCAGUCAAACUCGGCUCCUCAAUCAGCAGAGAUGAUCGCCAUGGAAGAUUUGCAAACGCUGAUAGACUAUCGCAAUUUCUUUGCCUUUCUCUCAGGCCAGUCCCUGAUUGCGACAGAGAGGAGGAGCUCUCUCUUCGCCAUUUUCUACACCGUUGCAGGAAUUCUCAAAUCCUACCACUUCGCCAAUGUUGACGGAUCUACAUAUGGCGAGGUCGCCGACGCAAGCUUCAACUGCUACGUCGCAGAGUUGGGCCUUGCAGAUGUCAGGGUCAGCCGCGAAGCGACCAUCGAGGGAAUCGUGCUGGGCGAGCGCAUGAAGAAUGUGCUCCUCUACAACGAAGCUUUCACCCACGGCGUCGGCAAGCUCGAUGAUCUUCUGGCUGCUAAGAGUCCUCGAUUCGCGAUGAUUUCUCCCGUCACCCAGAACCGCCUUACUCGGGCGGCCAUGGAUCUGGAGAAACGUGUCGCAUCGAUAAGACUGAUCAUGACGGACUUUGACUUCCCGUUCCUCUUCUCUGGCAUCAUGAGCUCAAAGACGUCGAUCGAGCGGAAAGAAGGUGUUCGAUUCGCACAGUGGAAGGAGAGUUUCUUGGGCAUGCGUAAAUUCAUGCUGGGACUGCUCAAGCAGCGAUAUGGCAACUGGCCACCCAAGGCCAGCAGCAAGAAGAACUCACUCGAGACCUCCGGACUGAACCGCUUGGUACUGCGAGACGUCUACCUCGACCUCUCCUCGCUAUACGACCACAUCGCCGACCGCACCAACCUCACGACCCGCACACUCGAUGGCGCCAGCCAAGAUGAUACCCGCGAAAGCCCUGUCGUACGUGGCCUCCGUGCCAUCCUCUCCGAAUACGACCGCUCUUCUCCGCCCGUCAAGCCACCGGUUCCAUUCGAUCUCCCUCUUCUCCCAACGCUCCGCACCACCCGUCCCGAUUUUUCCCCAACGGACCCAAAAAUGAACAAAGCACUGAACAAGCGAGUCAAAGAUGAGGAAAUGGCAACAAUACUCCGCGCCUCCCACAACGAAGUUGUGCCCAUGACACCUUUCGUUGGUGCAUUCCGUGAGAUGGAGAAACGCGCCGCUCAUGGAUGUACGCCAUCCGAGAUUGAAGAUCUCCGCAUCGGACAGUGGAUUUUCCUCUACGUUGUUCUACAAGCUCUACCUAUGCUCGCCUGCGAUGCACCUGGUCUGAACUGGACACAAGGUGUAGAGUACUUCCUCUGCGCGCCACCUCGGUCUGGUGUACCGUGGGCUGAUCCAAACGCCGGCGCCGCAACAGCUGGACGAAGAACAUGGUUCUCCGUCGGAGGCGCCGGUGGAGGCGUAGUUUCCCUCCCUUCGGAUGUGGUCGAGCAUGGCGUUGAGGGAAUCUAUCGACGAAGUCACUGCUGGGUGAUGGCGGACAAAUGGUGUGCCGCGGACCCAAUCCUCAGUCGAGCAUUGGAGGUGCAGCAGAAUACACACGGUGGAGCCGAGGAGGAAGAGGAGCCGGAGCAGAGCUACACCCAUCGCAACGUUAGCGGUGGGCUUCUCCCUCCGCCGAUGCCAUUCGCCGGCGGCGGCGGUGGUGCUGGUAGCAGAGGAGGCUCUCCCCGCCGUCCAAGCAGCGACACGAGUCAAAGGAGCAGCAGCGCGCAGAAACGUCUCAGUAGUUUCGGACUGAACCUCGAGGCAUUGCCAUUACCUGUUGGCGUCACGCCCGAUGGGAGAAGUCCCAGUCCGAAUGAGAGGCCACAAACGCCGGCGCAUUUGGUGGAUGCCAAUCGGACCUUUGAUUCGAUGUUGGGAGCGUCGGAUGCGGAGAAGAAGAAGCAGAGGCGGAAGUCGAGGAUGUGAUGAGAUGUUGCUGUUCAUCAAUGGGUCAUGUUGCGAAUCUUGACGAGUGUUUUGUGGAUUAAUGAUUGGUUUGAUACCCACGAUUUUGGCAUGUUUACUCUCAUAUGGCGAAUGCUGGAAAUGCGAGACUCUUUCAUUGUC